ACGUUGAGUGGUCUGAUAACUCCGAGAAGAUUUAUUUGAAAGCGAAAUCGCCGUGCACCUUGGAUACAGUUUUCUUGUUCAAAAAUUUACGCGUGUCUCUCAAGCUUUAAAAGUUGUUGAAGUUUCCCAGUAUUACUAGAAAAUGCCUUUCCAGCGGUUUGUGGAAACCGGGCGCGUUGCCUACGUCGCCGAUGGCAGCAACCGCGGCAAACUCGUCGCGAUUGUGGAUGUGAUCGACCAGACUCGGGCUCUUGUUGAUGGACCAGAGUCCGGUGUUCCCCGUCAAGAGCUCAGAUUAAACCAGCUCCAUCUUACAAAGUUCAGAAUUCCAUUUGCUCACUCUGCAAGAACCAAAGUUGUGCGCAAGGCAUGGAAGGAUGCCGAAAUUAGCAAGAAGUGGGAGGAAAGCUCCUGGUGCAAGAGGGUCCAGAAUGUCGCUAAGAGGAGGGAAAUGAACGACUUUGACCGUUUCAAGCUCCGCAGAGUCCGCAAGCACCGCAACCACUUGCGCACCAUUGCUUACAGGCGACUUACCAACAAGAAAAUCAAGGAAGGAGUGUUCAAAAAGAAGACCAAGGAAGAGCUUGUCAAGAUCCGCGCUGAUUCUGCCAAGGCCAGGGCAGGCAAGAAAGCCAAGGCUGGCAAGAAGUGAGCCAUGAUAAUUAAAUUUAUAUCAUAA
Frankliniella occidentalis (western flower thrips) is the source of this 679-nucleotide messenger RNA. It is a transcript of the gene RpL14, whose product is annotated as 60S ribosomal protein L14. Gene Ontology annotation, molecular function: structural constituent of ribosome; RNA binding. NCBI's taxonomy places the organism in Eukaryota, Metazoa, Arthropoda, Insecta, Thysanoptera, Thripidae. Gene Ontology annotation, biological process: translation; ribosomal large subunit biogenesis. The record is from RefSeq and is a predicted model, not a curated record. Bases 143 to 652 code for a protein of 169 amino acids. The transcript is spliced from 4 exons. Gene Ontology annotation, cellular component: cytosolic large ribosomal subunit; ribosome.